UGCGGGCAGAGACCUGAACCCGGGCCUCCUUCCUCCACGGCACCGCCCUGGGCAUCCCUGUCUGGUGACCCGCCCGUGAGGGCCCGAUUUGCAAGGCACUUUCAGAUACUGAACAUGCGGCUUCAACCACAUGAGGAAUAAAGAAUCCCUUAGAAAAGGAAGCACGAAGCCUUCGGUCUAACAAGGGGAAGGGAGGAAGAAAAGCGGCUCCUCAAUCACAACGGUGAACGGAGCCUCGGCUUUCUGCUCUGUUCCUUAGCAGCAGCCAUCAUCCGUCCCCCAUCCUUGGAAGGAAGGAAGGAGGGAGACCCUCCUGGGACCCAAGGCGACCCCACGAAGUCACGACCUCGAAAGGGCGGAGGGUGAAAAACCAGCAAAAGGGACCAGAAAUAGCCAGGAAAUCCCGCCUCCAAGCCCCGGAGUUCUCGGAAGGCGUUCCACUCAGGAGCCGCCUCAGCUUUAGACGGGCAGGUCCGGAGCCAAUGGGAAUAGCCCAAUCACCCCCCCCCAAAAAAAAACCCUCCCCCUUUCAGCUGACGAAGGAGUUGCUGAGUGAUGCUGAGGAAAUAGCUGCUUUAUAUCGUGAGCUCAGCCAGUUCCCAUCUCUUUCUAGUGCCUGUAUUGGGCCUGAGGUAACAACUCAAUAUGGUGGCAAAUACUGCAACAUUUACACAGAGUGGUCUCAACGAGACUUGGAAAGAGCUGAAAAUGUGAAAUUCUGCCGUCAGUACCUCAUUUUCCAUGAUAGCCAGUCCAUUGUGUAUUCAAGCCCUUCUGGCAACUGCACUGAAAUCAAGGGAGAGUUGCUCAGUCGGGACUCUCCCAGCGGAGCACAGAAAGCUGUCCUGCGCAAGACUAGCAACAGCAAAGGCGAGGAAAAACAGUUCCUGGAGGUUUGGGAAAAGAACCGCAAAGUGAAGAGCAUCGAAUUGACCGCCCUGGAGAAGCAUGGCCAAGUGUACGAGGAUGAUCAAUUUGGCUGCUUGGCCUGGUCACACUCGGAGACUCACCUUCUCUAUGUGGCAGAGAAGAAGCGUCCCAAGGCUGAGUCCUUCUUUAAGCCAAAACCCCCUGAGAUGAACAGUGAAGAUGAACAAGUCAAGGCAGAGCGACAAGACAAAGCCAUUAAGGGAGAACAGUAUGUUUUCUAUGAAGACUGGGGGGAAACCCUGGUGGCUAAGAGCACCCCUGUGCUAUGUGUACUAGACAUUGAGAGCAACAAUGUUUCAGUACUGGAGGGUGUUCCAGAGCACAUCUCACCUGGACAGGCCUUUUGGACUCCAGGUGACACAGGGGUGCUGUUCACAGGCUGGUGGCAUGAGCCUUUCCGUCUGGGGUUGAGGCAUUGUACCAAUCGCAGAUCAGCCCUCUUCCACGUGGACCUGACAGGUGGACGUUGUGAGCUGCUGUCAGAUGAUACCAGGGCCAUCUGGUCGCCACGCCUGAGUCCAGACCAGUGUCGCAUUGUAUACCUGGAGAACAAAGCUUCUGGGCCCCAUCAACAAUGCAGCCGCCUUUGCAUGUACGACUGGUACACUAAGCUCACUUCAGUCAUUGUGGAGAUUGUGCCUCGGCCAGGCAAAGAUGAAUUUACUGGAAUUUAUUGCACAGCAUUGCCUGAGCUCUGCUGGGCAGCGGACAGUCAAAGGGUUGUGCUGGACACAGCUCAACGCAGUCACCAGGAGCUGAUUGUGGUGGAUACCUUAUCAGGCAGUGUAUGUUCUCUCACCAAAGGUUCACAUCUUGGCAGCUGGGCGCUGCUCACAAUUGACCGAGACUUGCUGGUAGCCAGAUUCUCCACUCCAAACUGUCCUCCCAAGCUUAUGGUGGCUUUCCUACCUCCUGCUGGCAAGGAAUCUGAGGUGGGCUGGGUAUGUUUGGAAGAAGCCAGCCCUGUUGAAGGCAUCACUUGGGGAGUCCGUAAACUGCAGCCUCCUCCAGAGCAGGACAACCUGCAGUAUGCGGGCCUUGAUUUUGAAUCCAUUCUCCUCAGACCCACUCAGGUACCAGAGAGUGGCAAAUAUCCCUUAGUUGUUUCACCUCACGGGGGGCCGCACUCAGUGUAUACCACCAGCUGGACGCUUUACCCAGCGGCGCUUUGUCGGAUGGGAUUUGCUGUGCUGCUUGUGAAUUAUCGAGGAUCAUUGGGCUUUGGCCAAGACAGUGUGGAUUCCCUGCCAGGGAAUGUAGGCAGCCAGGAUGUCAAAGAUGUACAGUUUUGUGUGGAGCAGGUAUUACAGGAGGAGCCUCUGGAUCCACAGCGAGUCACCUUGCUGGGUGGCUCCCAUGGUGGAUUCCUGUCUUGCCAUCUCAUUGGCCAAUAUCCUGGCACUUAUAAGGCUUGUGUGGCCAGGAAUCCGGUAGUCAACAUGGCCUCCAUGGUUGCAAGCACUGACAUCCCUGACUGGUGUCUGACCGAGGCAGGCUUACUCUAUGACCAGGCUGCUCUCCCAGAUCCCAGACAUUGGACAGAGAUGCUCCUUCAUUCACCUAUGCAAUAUCUUGAUAAGGUUCAGACACCUGUUCUCUUAAUGAUAGGAGAUGAGGAUAAACGUGUGCCUCCCAAGCAAGGCUUGGAGUAUUAUCAUGCUCUUAAGGCCAGGGGCGUUCCAACCCGGAUGCUGUGGUAUCCAGGAAAUAACCAUGCACUGUCUGGUGUGGAAGCUGAGGCAGACGGUUUCAUGAAUAUUGCACUCUGGUUUCUCCAGCACCUAAAAUGAGGAAUGCAGAAGUUGGGCUACAUUUUCUAUGACCCACCUCCAUGUUAAGCAACCUGGCUAGCUAAUACUAAUACAUGUCUCUUGGUUCUUUUAAAAAAAAUCACUUUGGGAAUGGUUGCUUUGGGACCUUCUUUCAUGCUCCUCUGAGUUUGAAUAGGUUCAUGCCAGGGACUAAUAUAUGCCUUCUGGGUUCCUGAGACAGAAGUUACCCUGAGCCCAUGCCUUUUGCCAAAUCUUGCACUCUUGUAAGUAAUCCUGCCAUUGUAGGUGAUUCUGACCCAGAAUAGGAUGCUGGGUAUCCUGACAAGUAAUGUUCUUUGAUAUCAAUGGAAUUUCUCUUGUUAAUAUUCUUUGAGGGGGCAGAACAAAGAAACAGUGAGUUCCAAAAGGUCCAACUGCAAAGGGUAAAUAAAUAGAAACAAUUGUUAAGGACCAAACUUCUGAGCUACAGAUUUUCAAAGUAUAAGUAUGUAAACUGUGAAUGGCUGGCAUUCAUCAGCUGCUGAGAUUCAAACUUCUUUGGGAAAUAUUUUGUUUUGUUCUUUUGGAAGGAAGAGCUAGUGGUAUCUUAAAGGGAAAAGUGAACAUUGACAAACAAUUUCAGUAGUGCAUCAUGGUUGUGUGUUUGUUACUUUAAAGUCAAACAUAUAGGAAUGCUUCAAAUGACCAUUUGGGUAAUUUACUUACCUUUCCUGUUUGGCCUCUACCAAAUCCCAAUUUGGUGAUACUGUUUUUCUUUGUACUCCACUUUACUGCCAAAAAAAAGGUACAUUACAUACAAGUCAUAUUACAUACAAAGUCUCUUGCACAUACUCAUAACUGUUUUCCCUGCCAUCUGAGUGAAUGGAAGCAAGCACUACCAGUUAUCCACCAUUUGGAUAAAAUAGGAAUUUAGAAACUAAAAAAUACUAGUAGUUCAAUAGUGCCUAGUAGUUUUUCUUAGGAGGUAAACGAUAGACUACUGCUGGCCACAGUAAUCUUAGUGUUCGUACUGCUGUUAUCAGUUUUAGCUAGUCAAAUAUCCCCCAAUUCAUCCCUUUUCUGAGAAAAUACACAUAUUUUUUAUUGUUAGGUCCACUUAAUUUCUGUCUUGCAUUAGUAAACAACACAAGCACAUAAAUGAUAAUAAUGUGUUGCAGGUCUUGUACAGAGGUGCAGAUAAUGUACAGAGUUUGACUAUGGAAAAAUCAUGUGUUGACCUGAUAAUUUGUUUAGCUUAUCAGCUAGAGUGACUGGCAUCAGAAUAGUUUCCCUAUGCAUUGUAGGGAUCAGAUGCACUGAUUUUCAUACCAGCUAAUAUCUAGUAGGAGGUUAUCUUCCUCUUGAGUAGCAGAGACCUGCAAGGAAAUCAAUUUCGAGUACCAUCCUGCUUGUUUUCCUUUUCAAGGAACUCUGUAACCUGACCCUAUUGGACUAUGAACUUUGCUAUCAUUAGUGGUAACCAACAGCAUGGUAAGGAUUAUCCAGGCAACAAACGAUCACACUUUCUUGUUUUGACACUACCUGAUAGACACUGAAAAUGCCACUAAAGUCACAGUCCUGUAUAGGCAUUCCUGGGAGUAAACUCUAUUUUUAACAGUGGCACUUUUCCCUCUGAGUAAAAAAUUUAUGAGUGAGCUGCACAGCAGUUAUAUCUCAUUGUGAAGUAGGAGUUCAAACAACUACCUCUUUCUGUAUACUGAGAAAUAAUUUUGAAAGGAAAAUUGGUUGACUAAUAAAACAGCAUGUAUUGAACCAAGAGCUAGUGCUCAAGGUCUCUUGAUUAAGUUUUGAAUUCCUGCUUUAAGGGAAGAUGUGGGGGAUUGAUCAUCUAAAUUUGCAGGAGUUUUUAAAGAGCCUUUCAACCUCAAGAACCAGUUAAAAUGUUCUAUCCUCACCACUUCUGGUGGUGACCUGAUUGUGGCUUAUCAAAGGCUAGCAAGCUGAAUUUUAACUUGAA
Pogona vitticeps (central bearded dragon) is the source of this 4659-nucleotide messenger RNA. Lineage: Eukaryota; Metazoa; Chordata; Lepidosauria; Squamata; Agamidae. The record is from RefSeq and is a predicted model, not a curated record.